Molecule: messenger RNA, 1066 nt
Organism: Dioscorea cayenensis subsp. rotundata (Guinea yam)
Lineage: Eukaryota; Viridiplantae; Streptophyta; Magnoliopsida; Dioscoreales; Dioscoreaceae
Product: chlorophyll a-b binding protein CP26, chloroplastic
Biological process (GO): photosynthesis, light harvesting in photosystem I; response to light stimulus
Cellular component (GO): chloroplast thylakoid membrane; plastoglobule
Source: RefSeq, a predicted model, not a curated record
UCCCCUGCUUCCCUCCACAAGCCUCUACACAACCUCUGCUAGUUUCUGAUCUCAUCCAAUGGCCACCUUCGCAGCAGCCACUGCUCCGGCCAAGCUCGCUGUCUCCGAGAUCUUCGGUAGCCCGCUUAACUUCACCGGUGCCACACGCUCGGCCCCAGCCUCUUCCGGUGCUGCCUCGGCCUCGAAGGUUGUUGCACUCUUCUCCAAGAAGAAGGCCGCUGCUAAGGCCAAAGCUCCUCCCACUUUCGUUGAUGAGGAGUUAGCCAAGUGGUAUGGACCUGACAGAAGAAUUUAUUUACCGGAGGGACUUUUGGAUAGAUCAGAAGUGCCAGAGUACCUCACCGGUGAAGUCCCUGGAGAUUAUGGUUAUGACCCAUUUGGUCUAAGCAAGAACCCUGAAAACUUCACCAAAUAUCGAGCUUACGAGCUUAUCCAUGCCCGUUGGGCCAUGCUCGGCGCAGCCGGGUUUAUUAUACCAGAGGCCUUCAACAAAUUUGGAGCAAACUGCGGUCCGGAGGCUGUUUGGUUCAAGACCGGUGCUCUUCUGCUUGAUGGAAACACAUUAAAUUACUUUGGGAAGAACAUUCCAAUCAAUCUGGUGCUUGCAAUUGCUGCUGAAGUUGUGCUUGUUGGUGGUGCUGAGUAUUACAGGCUCACCAAUGGACUGGAUUUGGAGGACACACUUCAUCCAGGAGGACCAUUUGAUCCAUUGGGACUUGCAAAUGACCCAGAUCAGGCUGCAAUACUGAAAGUGAAAGAGAUAAAGAAUGGAAGGUUGGCCAUGUUUGCAAUGCUUGGUUUCUUCCUGCAAGCUUAUGUCACUGGUGAAGGUCCUGUUGAGAACUUAGCCAAGCACCUCAGUGACCCUUUUGGCAACAACUUGCUCACUGUUAUCUCUGGUGGUGCUGAGAGAGCACCCACCCUCUGAGCACUCUUGUUCAAACAAUUAUUCACUUCUUUUUUCAUCUAAGAGCUUCUUGUAAAGUGUACUCCUGGUUGUAUUUUUAAUUUUAAACUCUUCUCAAUCUUCAACCUAAUCAUCUUCAUCUAUCAAGCAUGUUUGUUC